Manis javanica (Malayan pangolin) is the source of this 835-nucleotide messenger RNA. It is a transcript of the gene CD3G, whose product is annotated as CD3 gamma subunit of T-cell receptor complex. The record is from RefSeq and is a predicted model, not a curated record. Lineage: Eukaryota; Metazoa; Chordata; Mammalia; Pholidota; Manidae. Gene Ontology annotation, cellular component: external side of plasma membrane; alpha-beta T cell receptor complex; membrane. Gene Ontology annotation, molecular function: transmembrane signaling receptor activity. Gene Ontology annotation, biological process: cell surface receptor signaling pathway; positive thymic T cell selection.
GGAUGCUGGGCGGAGCCAGGCCAGCUGCUGCGCAGGUCGGCCGGCUGCUGGGGCUGCUCAGCGCUUCUGCCGGGAAGGACAGAGGCCAACAUGGAGCAGAGGAAGCACCUGGCCAGCCUCGUCCUGGCUAUCACUGUUCUUCAAGGUACUAUGGCCCAGUUGAAAGGAGAAAAACUGGUAAUAGUGGAUGACAAUCGAGAAGAUGGUUCUGUACUUCUGACUUGUGGCUUGAAAGACCAAAAAAUCAGUUGGUUUAAAGAUGGGAAGGAAAUAAGUUCCCUAAAUACAAGUAAAAGCACAUGGAAUCUGGGAAGCAGUGCCAAGGACCCUCAAGGGAUGUACUGGUGUAAAGGACCAAAGGACCGUUCCAAACCACUCCAAGUGUAUUAUAGAAUGUGCCAGAACUGCAUUGAGCUGAGUGCAGCCACUGUAUCCGGCUUUGUCUUCGCUGAAAUCAUCAGCAUUUUAUUCCUUGCUGUUGGGGUUUACUUCAUUGCUGGACAGGAUGGAGGUCACCAGUCAAGAGCUUCAGACAAGCAGACUCUGCUGUCCAAUGACCAGCUCUACCAGCCCCUCAAGGACCGGGAAGAUGACCCAUACAGCCACCUUCAAGGAAACCAAUUGAAGAAGAAUUGAGCUCAGGACUCAAGAGUAGUCCAGGUGUUCCCCUUCUAUCCAGUUCUCAGAAACAAGACAAUGCAUUUUGGAGCACUCCUAGCAGAGACACUUUCAGUCUUAAAUCUAGACUCACGGCUUCCGGAAGUGACAAACGGAGAAUAAAAUCCAUCAGAGGAAAUGUGAGUCUUUCUCAAAAUAAAAUCAAAGCAAAACAAAA